Molecule: messenger RNA, 1359 nt
Organism: Alosa alosa (allis shad)
Lineage: Eukaryota; Metazoa; Chordata; Actinopteri; Clupeiformes; Clupeidae
Exons: 3
Coding region: 97-726 (209 amino acids)
Source: RefSeq, a predicted model, not a curated record
UGGCCGCUCCGGCCUUUGUACUGGAACGAGAGCGACCUCGUACUGACCAGCUUGGAUGAGGACGAUUUUCAGGGUGGUGGCGCCCCCUCUGGAGCGAUGGAGAUCAGCACCUCUCACCUGUCCAACGCUCCUGGAGGCCCGAGCGUGGCUGUAAGCGACGCUGCUGCCCGGCAUGAUGUCCUGCAGGGGCUCAGCGGUGGCGGCCUGCCAGAGGCCUGGCUGGAGCUGGAGCGCGUGCUGGAGACCAACAUGGCCAAGAUGCGGCAGGAAGUGCGCCUUCAUCUGGACGGCGUAGAGCACACGCUGAACUCUGACCUGCAGCUGCGCAAGCACCUACGCGAGGAGGAGCGCUGGGCCGAACGCCAGCGGCAGAAGCAGCGCCUGGAGGGCAUGCCCAUGUGGCUCCGUCGCCUCCGCAACGCUCUCAAAGGCCUGGUGAAGAGGAGGCCGAAGAGCGGCAGGACUCAACCAGACGAUAGCGCCGCAGCAGCAGCAGCAUCAUCAUCUUCAUCAGCAGCAGCAGCGGGCAGCGACGGCUCUGGGUACAAGGAGCUGUGCCACGUGGCACAGAGCGCGUGCCACUCGCAGGUGGUCCUGGAAGGACGCGGAAGGCCCACGCGCUGGCCAUGGUGCGGCAGGCGGCCGCGCGCGAUGAGAGGAUGCUCAGCCAGGUUCUGGAGCAGCUGGACGAUACGGAGAGAAACUUCCAGAAGCAGAAGGAGCUGAUGCUGCAGGACGUGGAGAACACGCUGGACAGGCUGCACAUCAGGACAGGCAACUCUGGAGGGCCAGUGGACAUGGAGGAGGAAAGGAGCAAAGAGGACACACUGAAGAGCAAGAAACCCAAGAAGAUGGGCCUGAAGAGAAGGUUUUUCAGGUGCCUUCGCUGCUUCACCUAAAUAUCAUCAUCAUCACUGGGCUGCCGGUUCAAGGUCGACUCCCCCUUACCCUGUCGUAGUGUCAAAGUGCUCCCGAUGUGCAGAUUGGCGCCUUGCAUGGCAGCCUGUGCCAUCGGUGUCCUUGAGCAAGACACUGAACCCUAAAGUGCUCCCGAUGUGCAGAUUGGCGCCUCGCAUGGCAGCCUGUGCCAUCGGUGUCCUUGAGCAAGACACUGAACCCUAAAGUGCUCCCGAUGCGCAGAUUGGCGCCUCGCAUGGCAGCCUGUGCCAUUGGUGUCCUUGAGCAAGACACUGAACCCCAAAGUGCUCCCGAUGCGCAGAUUGGCGCUUGCAUGGCAGCCUGUGCCAUCGGUGUAUGCCCAAAAGUGUUUUACAAAUGCAGUCCAUUUCAUCUAGUGAAGUAUCAGCUCUAUUUUUUAUUUUCACGCUAAAUAUCACCAAUAAAAUGACCUUCAUGAUA